Molecule: messenger RNA, 2244 nt
Organism: Carcharodon carcharias (great white shark)
Lineage: Eukaryota; Metazoa; Chordata; Chondrichthyes; Lamniformes; Lamnidae
Product: src-like-adapter
Exons: 8
Coding region: 245-1099 (284 amino acids)
Molecular function (GO): protein binding
Source: RefSeq, a predicted model, not a curated record
CUUCAAAAAAAGUACAAGUGCUGCCGAUCAGCAGCACACACUGGCUGUUGCCGCAAAUUCCGCUCAGCACAGAAAGCUCACGAGAACAACCAGGAUCACAUCUGGCACUCUACUUUACUUUUGGGGGUUGGCUGCAGCUCCUAGAAUGAUGAGUGUCCCUCGAAAUGCUCACCAUUCACCUGUAAUGUCAUAAGGAAGGCAUAUUGUUCGAAAGUGUUUACAUAUAAAUAGUGAGGAUUAAGACAUGGGGAAUACCAUCAAGUCCGAACCUGAGAAGGAACCAGGUCUUCAGGAACCCCUCACCGCAGACAGCAAUGAUAUGCUUGUUACAAUCUAUGACUACCCCCCUGCAACAAUAAGCCAACCGAUCUUCAGGAUAGGGGAGAAGCUGCGUAUUUUAGCAGAAGAAGGUGAUUGGUGGAGAGUGAGGUCCAUCAAUGCUGGGCGUGAGAACUACAUCCCACGUGCCUGUGCUGCUCGAGUUUACCAUGGUUGGCUCUUUGAAGGAAUUGGGAGGCAGAAGGCAGAAGAGUUGCUCCAGCUUUCUGACAACAGAAUAGGCUCAUUCUUGAUAAGGCAAAGUGAAAGCCAGAAAGGUACAUAUUGCCUUUCUGUCAGGCACUACAGUGAUAUACCUCAGAAAUUAGUGAAGCACUAUCGGAUCUUCCGUUUACCCAAUAGAUGGUAUUAUAUACAAGACCGCCUCACAUUCCAGUGUUUAGAAGAUCUGGUAAACCACUACUGCGAGGUAGCAGAUGGUCUCUGCUGUUUGCUGACCCAUCCUUGCCUGGCUCAGCUUAGCACCGAAAGCCUUCCUGAACAGCCUGUCGUCCUACGUCACAACCAGUUCAAUUGGAGAAACGUGAGGAGGGCUGAGCUGCUGAGCACCAACUCUUCGUCCAGAGAUGAAGCCUUUGUCAGUUAUGGGCUGCGGCACAGCAUCGCAUCUUACAUGACCUUGUCACAGAUAGAUGAUAACUCGUUUAGUGACAGCAACAAGAAGAGAUGGUUCCCGUCCAUCAGAUCCAGUGCGCAGAGCCGGCACAGCUGCCUCCUCACGACAACACUGAGAAACGAGUACGAGGAUGACUUCGAAUAAAGGCACACUCCAUAGCAGCUUGUGGCAUACUUGCACUUUAAUGAGUCAUUAAGUGUCAUGUCAGUGCCCCUCAGUGUCCCAUCGCAAAUCAGACAUUGGCAAUCGGGGAGAGAGCUACUCUCCAUGUCUGUUCACUAAUGGCUUAUUUCCUCUUGCAAAAUAUGUAUAAACCUGUCAGGUUUUUUUGAGCAGUUUUAUUCGCAGGAAUCCAGUCUUCCACUGUUUGAGUUGAUACAUAAUUAUCCAUGCAUGACAUAAGCCCAGGUGCACUUCACCCCUCAUUCAUACUGAACCUGGCUUUGUAUAUAUAUUUAAAUUACACAAUGGCAUGCUUUUUCCAAUUUGGUUCCUUUCUUGGGGAAGGGCCUCUGCUCAAAGGGAGUAAUUUAGUGAAAUGAUCACCCUGUGCUGAAAUUUUGUGUAUUGUAUCUUAAGUUGUGUAUUUAUAUUACUUGUCCAGUAGUUAAAACAUUGUCAUGCAGAGUACAAAGUCCCUUGGCUGCUGCUUGUCUCAAAUCAGGCAGUAGCUGGGGGUGGAGGAAGGAGGUUACUACAAAUUUGGGAUAGAAACUUCAUAAAUACUUCUACGCCUGAUCUCUGUUUCAUGGUAUUGGAUUGGGUUUGCGAGAAUAAUUGACCUUCAGUUUUUUUGCUGACAUGGAAGAUUCUCAAGUGAAGUGGGCUGGUGAGCUCAGUUGGCUGGAUGGUUGUUUGUGAUGCAGAGUAUCGCCAACAGCGCAGGUUCAUCCAUGAAGGCUCCGCCUUCUCAACCUUGCCCAUUGCCGGAGGUGUGGUGACCUUUGGGUUAAACUCACCACCAGUUGUCUGUCUAAUGAGAGAGCAGCCUCUGGGGCUAUGGUGGCUUUCAUUUCACAUUCACCUCCUUAUUAGGCCAGGGGCUGUGACUUCAGAUCAGCUGUUCUGGAUUUACCUUAUCCAGGAUACUAUUAAUGCAGGCUCAGAAAGCUGCAUCCUUGGCCCUGCAGUGUAUUUUUCACGUUGUUCUGAACUUGUGCCGGACGCCUAUGCUAUUGAAGUCACUCUGAGAUGUUUCCAAUUAUAGACAAUACUGGAAUAGCCGAGCACAAAGGAAUGAGCCUAUUCAAGAAAAUUCUUUGCUCUAAAUAAAAAUGAAAAUAAUUUAA